Messenger RNA from Xylaria bambusicola, 1352 nucleotides. RefSeq lists its product as uncharacterized. Lineage: Eukaryota; Fungi; Ascomycota; Sordariomycetes; Xylariales; Xylariaceae. The record is from RefSeq and is a predicted model, not a curated record. Gene Ontology annotation, cellular component: cytoplasm. Gene Ontology annotation, biological process: 'de novo' IMP biosynthetic process. The transcript has 12 exons. Bases 102 to 1043 code for a protein of 313 amino acids. Gene Ontology annotation, molecular function: phosphoribosylaminoimidazolesuccinocarboxamide synthase activity.
CAUGUGCUCAUAACCCCUCCAAAACCCCUCCAAGUCACCUUUUAUCACCCGCGCACAGCGAAGAGAGGAGCAGAGAAGAGCAGACCAGAGACAGCUGCACUAUGGCGACAUCAAUCAUCACCUCAGUCGGCCUCAAGUCAUUGCCCUUGGUGGCCGAGGGCAAAGUGAGAGAAAUCUACGAGGCCAGCAACGACACGCUCCUUCUGGUCACCUCUGACCGCAUCUCUGCCUAUGAUGUAAUCUUGGAGAACGGCGUCCAGGACAAGGGCACCGUUCUCACUCUACUCACAAACCACUGGCUCAAUACCGUCCUGCCCCAGCACGUUCCGGCGCUGAAGCAUCAUUUGGUGUCCUUGAACAUCCCUCGUGCGCUUGACCUGAGCUCUGAACAGAGGGCUAUACUUCGCGGUCGCUCCAUGAUUGUCAGAAAAUAUCGUGUCUUCCCUAUUGAGGCCAUAGUACGCGGCUAUAUCACCGGCAGUUCCUGGUCUGAGUACAAGCAGAAAGGAACAGUGCACGGCAUGCCACAGCCGAGCGGGCUAGAGCAAUGUCAAGCCUUCCCCGGCGGUCCUAUUUACACGCCGUCCACAAAGGCGCCGGUUGGUGGGAAGGAUGAGAACAUAACCCCGGAUCACGCGCGACAGAUUGUAGGCGACAAAUAUGCCGAUAAGAUCGAGAAUCUCGCCUUGGCCAUCUACAAGGCCGCACAUGGAUAUGCUCUCGAAAAAGGAAUCAUUGUCGCAGACACCAAGUUCGAGUUUGGACUUGAUGAGGAGACGGACGAGGUGGUGCUGAUUGAUGAGGUUCUGACACCUGACAGCUCGCGAUUCUGGCCAGCUGCAGACUAUGUGCCAGGGCGCGAUCAGAAGAGCUUUGACAAGCAAUACCUACGCGAUUGGUUGACUGGCGAAGGCCUCAAAGGGAAGGAAGGCGUUUCGAUGACGGGAGAUGUCCAAGCUCGAACAAGUGCCAAGUAUCUCGAGGCGUUCCAAAGGCUGACUGGAGAAUCCUUGGACCAAGCACUGGCCAAGCUGGAGAAUUAGCCCGAUCAUCGAGGUUCUAUCCGAAGCGGAGAUCGCUCUCUUUUUAUAGACAUGGGUUGAAUAGGACUGCCUCAAGGAGGUGGCUGUUGAGGUUUCCAAGAUACGGGGAGUGGAGUUGCGCUGUGCGAAUAUUAUUAAAUGGAGCAAUGGUGAUCCCAGUCAUCUGAAAAAAGGUGACUUCCAAGAAGAUACGGAUCAGGAGGUUAUGCUAUAUGUAUGUCAAACCAAGGAUGAAACCUCUUGGUUUCCGUUUAGCACGAGUUCGGACACCGUGAUCUUACGGCGAGGAAGUGAUCAACGUAAUGGCGG